GGGCUGAUCUGCAAACUUGCGGUGAAAUUCCCGGCUCCGGCUUCCGCGGGGUGGAUUUGGAUAGCUCGGCGCAGGAAAAAUGGCGGCUUCCGCGCUCCACCUUCGCCUCCUCCCCUCGCCGCCGGCGAGUGUGAAGCUUCAGCAGCGACAGCUGCGCUCGUUGAGCCCCAGAAUACAGAGACAGGGUGGACUAUCUCGAAGAUUUUCGAAAGUUGUGUCCUAUUACGGUCUCACAACUCCACCAUAUAAACUGGAUGCUCUGGAACCUUAUAUGAGCAAGAGAACAGUUGAACUUCACUGGGGUAAGCACCAUCAAGAUUACGUGGAUGGCUUGAAUAAGCAGCUGGCUACCAGCCCUCUGUAUGGAUACACUCUGGAGGAUCUGAUAAAAGAAGCCUACAACAAUGGCAAUCCAUUACCAGAGUAUAACAAUGCAGCACAGGUCUGGAACCAUCACUUCUUCUGGGAAUCAAUGCAACCAGAAGGUGGUGGCGUACCUGUGGGAGGUGUGCUGCAGCAGAUUGAAAAGGAUUUUGGCUCGUUUACUAAUUUUAGGGAAGAGUUUAUCCGCUCAGCUUUACAACUAUUGGGAUCUGGUUGGGUUUGGCUUGUCUUGAAGAGAAAUGAGAGAAAACUUUCAGUGGUUCAUACACGAAAUGCUAUCUCCCCACUUGCUUUUGGCGAUAUUCCAAUCAUCAGCCUAGACUUAUGGGAGCAUGCUUACUACUUAGACUACAAGGAUGAUAGGCUAGCAUAUAUUACAAACUUUAUGGACCAUCUCAUCUCUUGGGAUACUGUCACUCUACGCAUGAUGCGUGCAGAGUCUUUUGUGAACCUUGGUGAGCCAACUAUCCCGGAGGCAUGAGCUACAGAUACACCCUAAUUAUCAUCAUGAGGUAUCCUUUGGAUACAUCGGAUCAUAUCCUGCUGCUGGAGGAACCAGAGAGCUGCAAAGUCUCAUCUCUCAUAAGAAAUGCUUAUCACUGUAAUGUCAUACACGCGAUGAAUGUAAAGAUAAGCUGCUGGGUUUUGCUACAUGGAAAUAACUAGUCAGCAUCCAGUUUGAAGACAUGCAACAAAGCAGCUCUAGAAGCUUUGGAGCUGGUAGAUUAUGGAGUUGGCAGUGAUCCAACUUGGGCUUUGAAGCCAUGACGCUUUCUCUAGACUGCUAUGCUUCAGAACGAGUGCCCAUAGUGUUGUUAGAAUAAUCUUGGUUGUGUGUUUUCAUGACUUCAUCAUCCUAAUGUUCUGUUGUAGCAGAUUCCGGAAUGGAACAAUAUGCUUGUUUUACUGGUUGAGGAAUCCUAACAGUUUUGGAUUAUAGGGAAAUCUUUCACGUGUAUCAAACACUGAGAGAGAAAGGAAGUUAAAACUUCAGAACUUGAAUGCAA
Messenger RNA from Sorghum bicolor (sorghum), 1391 nucleotides. Its product is annotated as superoxide dismutase [Fe] 2, chloroplastic. The transcript is spliced from 9 exons. The record is from RefSeq and is a predicted model, not a curated record. Gene Ontology annotation, biological process: superoxide metabolic process. Gene Ontology annotation, cellular component: chloroplast nucleoid. Lineage: Eukaryota; Viridiplantae; Streptophyta; Magnoliopsida; Poales; Poaceae. Gene Ontology annotation, molecular function: superoxide dismutase activity; metal ion binding. The coding region runs from base 80 to 865 and encodes 261 amino acids.